Molecule: messenger RNA, 969 nt
Organism: Encephalitozoon romaleae SJ-2008
Lineage: Eukaryota; Fungi; Microsporidia; Unikaryonidae
Exons: 1
Coding region: 1-969 (322 amino acids)
Source: RefSeq, a predicted model, not a curated record
AUGAAACUAGGGCCAAAGAGAAUAAAGAAGAGAUGCUUGGUUUUUUUGGUUCUUUUGUUUAAUCUUCUGUUGAUUCUGUUUGUAAAACAUAAGAACAGGAUGGAUAUAACGAAUAAGGUAGACAUGGGCCGUCUGAGGUGGUUUGGGACAAGCACAAUGGUGGUGAACGGGUUGGAAAUGUUUCAGAAUGUGCGUUUUUCGUAUGCAAUAGAGGCAGGAGAUCUGAUUUCCAUAGAUGUUCAAGACCAGGGAGAUGUUGUGGAUUCGAUACUAAGCCGAGUAAAUACAGAGGUGAGGGAAGUGUUGCUGAUUGACGCGAGAAGACUCCGAGGGCUAAACCGCACGGUCUUUCCAAGGUUUAAGAGGGAAAGGGCAAGCCAUAGCCUUGGAGCGGACUACAUCGAGGAGUUGGCUAAAGACUUUAUAAGGAGAGUAAAUAAUGGAAGUGUUAAGUAUCCACAAGACAGUAGUGUAGCAAAGGAAUAUGUUAUAAAGCUGAAGUCAUUUACCAAGAAGCAAACUAAAGGAGAGGAUAGUAGUGAGAUCAUCAGGUUAGUAAACAAGGCGUUUCCGACAAUUAAUAUCUCCUUCUAUACAUACAUAAUGAUGAUCUUGCUCAACAUUCGGGAGGAGAUUGUAGACGAUUUUUAUGCAAUUGAGGAGUCCUUCAAAUGUAAUAGGAUUUACUCCAUCUCUAAUGAUAAAAUAAACCACCUUGGAAGAAUGAUCAUGAAAACACGAGUUUUUAGCGAUACGAUACCCAAACGAGAUGUGUGUGAUGUAUGCUGUAAAGUGUUUACCGGAGAAGAUCGUGCCAAUUUACAAAGACUCAUGUGCAAUGACAUUAUAUGCAGGAGAUGCUUAAAACAGUCCUUUUUGUACUUGUCUGAUGAGUUCUGUGUAAAGUGCAAACAAAAAUACGAUAUCUUAUCUGAUGAUUUCUCCAAGAAAUAUUUGAUUAGAUCAUAG